CGGCCCGCGCGUCCCCUCCGGCCGCCGCUGUCUAUGGCGCAGCCCCCCUCCCUGGAUCAUGCACAGAAACUUUCGCAAGUGGAUUUUCUACGUGUUUCUCUGCUUUGGCGUUCUCUACGUGAAGCUUGGAGCGCUGUCAUCCGUCGUGGCCCUGGGAGCCAACAUCAUCUGCAACAAGAUCCCUGGCUUGGCCCCGCGGCAGCGCGCCAUCUGCCAGAGCCGGCCCGAUGCCAUCAUCGUGAUCGGGGAGGGGGCACAGAUGGGCAUCAACGAGUGCCAGUACCAGUUCCGCUUCGGACGCUGGAACUGCUCCGCCCUCGGCGAGAAGACGGUCUUCGGGCAAGAGCUCCGAGGAGCCGUGAGGCCGCCUUCACGUAUGCCAUCACCGCCGCCGGCGUGGCCCACGCUGUCACCGCCGCCUGCAGCCAGGGCAACCUGAGCAACUGCGGGUGCGACCGCGAGAAGCAGGGUUACUACAACCAGGCCGAGGGCUGGAAGUGGGGCGGCUGCUCUGCCGACGUGCGCUACGGCAUCGACUUCUCCCGGCGCUUCGUGGACGCCCGCGAGAUCAAGAAAAACGCCCGGCGCCUCAUGAACCUGCACAACAACGAGGCGGGCAGGAAGGUCCUGGAGGAGCGCAUGAAGCUGGAGUGCAAGUGCCACGGCGUGUCGGGCUCGUGCACCACCAAGACGUGCUGGACCACGCUGCCCAAGUUCCGCGAGGUGGGCCACUUGCUCAAGGAGAAGUACAACGUGGCGGUGCAGGUGGAGGUAGUGCGCGCCAGCCGCCUGCGGCAGCCCACCUUCCUGCGCAUCAAGCAGCUGCGCAGCUACCAGAAGCCCAUGGAGACGGACCUGGUGUACAUCGAGAAGUCGCCCAACUACUGCGAGGAGGACGCGGCCACGGGCAGCGUGGGCACGCAGGGCCGCCUGUGCAACCGCACCUCGCCCGGGGCUGACGGCUGCGACACCAUGUGCUGCGGCCGCGGGUACAACACCCACCAGUACACCAAGGUCUGGCAGUGCAACUGCAAGUUCCACUGGUGCUGCUUCGUCAAGUGCAACACGUGCAGCGAGCGCACUGAGGUCUUCACCUGCAAGUGAGCGGCUCCGCCCCACCCCGCCCCGCCCCGAGGCCCCGCCCACCCCGCCCCGCGGCCCCGCCCCGCGGCCCUUUGCACAUCUGCUCCGGCUGUGUGCAGAGUGGGUGGAGCAGGUGGGAGCGCCUGGCGCAGGAGGGCUCCCACGGGGGAGGGGGGGGUCACCCUCUCCCUGCCCCCCAGGGGCUCCCUCCUGCCAUUCCUGUCCCCUCCCGUGGCAGAACAGUGGCCAUCACCUGGCCUAGGUCAAUGACAUGGGUGUCCUGGACCGACCAGUGAAUUCCCUUUCUUUUCUCCGGGAAAGUGAACCUCAAGGACAGACACAUCUCCUGGAAAGCAAAAUGACAAGACACGGAGUGUCCUCCUCCCCCUCCUGGUGGUGUGGACACUGAAGGACUCUUUCCCAGGCCGCAUCUGUCACUGGGCUCAGGGGCAGCCUGGACAGAUGUUGACAAAAAUUAUUUAUGUUUUCUUAGUAUCAGAAGAGGAUUUUAGCACUAAGGCAUAGCCGGUCCUAACUCUGUACUCUGUGUUAGCACAUCCCCUCUUGCCGCCCUCUGCUUCCUCUUCUGGCCUCUGGGUACGCCCUGAGAGCAUCCCUGUACAUGGCCCUGUCCCGGGGGAUGUGGCGGUGCAUGUUGUCCCCAUGUGAGCUGGGCUUGGUGGCGGCCAUGGCCCAAGAUGGCCUCUGAGGAGAGCCAUGGACAGGGACCUCGGACCCCCUCUCUCCUUCCUUUUGAAGAUCAUAUCUAGCCAAUCGAAAUGUCACCCAUGUCAGCUUCCAGGAGGGCUGCGUCCCCUCCCUAACGCAGCUGCCCUUCCAGCCCCCCACCAGCCUGGCACCCCCUCGUUUACGGAGCCCCCUCCCACCUUGGAGCCAGCUGGACCCCCAGGACAGUGCUGUGCCCGGGGCAGGCUGGUAGGACAAGGGAUAGUUUAGGGGGUGUUUGCUUUACUGGGGACCCUGAGGCCCAGAAUGGCUCAAGCACAAGUCUGGAGACCCCAAGGCUGUGAGUGGAGGCUUCUGAACCCCCAUCCUAGGACUCCUGACCCUGACACACAUGCUCUGGCGAUGCCCAGGGUGAGAGGUACCCCGCUGCCUUGAAAAACCUGGCUGCGCCCUUCCCCCGCUGCCAGCCUCACUGGGGUGCACGCUCCCCUCGAGGUGCCUUUGAGAGUUUCUCUGGUGGUCUCCUUGCCCAGGCCUCGUCCUUCGCCCCGACCCCUAUGCCGAGACAACUCGGACCCAGGGUGUUGCUCUGCCAGGGUCCCACCUGCUGUCCCAGCAGCUGUCUGCCCUCUGGACCCUCCCCCAUGGUCCCCAGGCAGACCCUCCCUGGAAGCCCGGAUCGUCCCGAAACCUGGGAGACAGGAAUGGAAAGGGUUCUGCUCGGUCCUCAACUGUGUGUGGGGUGGGAUUGCCUGGGAGCCUGGGACUCGGGGCUGGACGUGUCCUCUGCUGAUGCUGCCACCCUCCUUGGGGAAACUGGCACGGAGGGAGCGACGGUCUGGGGCCAGAUAGGGUGGUGUGCGGACGGCUUCUGGUGCCCCCCACUGCCCACGUGCUCAUCCCUGCCCUGGAUCUAGGGUCUUCUCUCGCAGAAACCCAUGGACAUGUGUCUUCAGGCUACCGAGCAGCCAAGUGGGCUGGACAUUAGCCUGGGGUGAGUGACACUGGGCCCUGGCCUGGCGUCCACCCUGUCUGUCCUGAUGAUGCCAGAACACUCCAACAGCUGCUGUCCUGGGCGCUUCCAGGCCACUGUGAAUGCCCCCUGGUCCCCUUUCCCUGUCCCGGGUCCCGGGACACCCCUGAGUCCACAGGCUUAGCGUCCUCUGCCAAGGAACCUGGUUAACUUAUAUUGUUAUAUAGUGUCAAAAUGUCUAUAGUGUCUUUUAAAUUAUUAUGACCUACACUGGGUACUGGGGGGCGGGGGGAUGGCCGUGCUGUCCCCGAGUCAGGCUCCUCCUUCUGCUUGAAACAGACCCUUGGACCCUUGGGGCCCCCCAUGCCACCAAGUCUUGCGCACUGUCCCUCGGCCACCAGGUGCCCCCCCCACCGAGACCCCACCCUCCUCUGAUGGUAUGUCAGCCGCAGCCCUUCCCUUGGGUGGGCGUGGGGGGGUCAGUGUGGCCCAGGCAGGGACGGGGGUGGCCAGGGCACUGUGUGUUCCCGCAGUGUCCCCACUUCAGGAGAGCUGGCGGGUUUCUCACGGGCUGUGUCUGGCCUCCCCAGGAGGGGAGCGCUCAGCUCCAAUAAAGCUGGAAUCAGAGAA
This is a messenger RNA of Phacochoerus africanus (Common warthog), 3373 nucleotides long. RefSeq names its product Wnt family member 7B (gene WNT7B). Gene Ontology annotation, biological process: neuron differentiation; cell fate commitment; canonical Wnt signaling pathway. The record is from RefSeq and is a predicted model, not a curated record. Bases 34 to 1104 code for a protein of 356 amino acids. The transcript is spliced from 4 exons. Gene Ontology annotation, cellular component: extracellular region. Gene Ontology annotation, molecular function: frizzled binding; cytokine activity. NCBI's taxonomy places the organism in Eukaryota, Metazoa, Chordata, Mammalia, Artiodactyla, Suidae.